This is a messenger RNA of Anopheles coustani, 10686 nucleotides long. It is a transcript of the gene Piezo, whose product is annotated as piezo-type mechanosensitive ion channel component. The record is from RefSeq and is a predicted model, not a curated record. The transcript is spliced from 31 exons. The coding region runs from base 1152 to 9935 and encodes 2927 amino acids. NCBI's taxonomy places the organism in Eukaryota, Metazoa, Arthropoda, Insecta, Diptera, Culicidae.
CGGGGAAUUACGCCAUUGAAUACGAGAAUCGCGAAGAAGGCAAAGGAGAACCAAAACCUUUCGCCGGGAAGAAUGGUUGCCCGUCUGCUGGUGGUGGUGUGUUCUAUAGCGUGCCUGUGUGUCACACAACUAUUUGCCGGGUUAGGUUUCCUCGUUCCUGGCCCACGGCCGGGGCUGCAAUGAUUUGACAGCUAUCAAUGAACAACAUCACACUCGGAUCGGAAGAAGUUGAGCCUCCUUUAUCUUUGCAACCGUCUCCCGCAAUGGUUGUUGGACUUCACACUGGAGUUUGACCACCACGAUCGUCUUUUCUGCGCGGGGAAAGUCGGAAAAGUUGGUUACAUCGCGCUGUUUCCAUCUUCUUCGUUCCAUCCGAAGGCCUUACCGAUGCCUCGUUGCUGCCGGUGGGUGGUUUUGUCUGUUGGUGGGCGAUGAUUUUUCCUCAAAAUCGGUUGCCGAGUGGAAUGAAAAGUGAUGAAAACAAAAAAUUGCCAUCCGCCUGAUGAAAUAUUGUGUGUGCCUUUGUGGGAUGUGAUUUGAAAGGUGAUUUGUGAUACUGCGAGUGACCGCGGGAAGCUUCUAGUAGACGAAUAAGAAAAGGCUCGGUUUGCUACUCGAUUACUUUGGGCGAAGAAAAUUCAUUCGGUGCAAGCGUCCGUGGAUAAUCCCAACGGAAUCGAAACACAAAAAAAGUAGGCGGUGAAAUUGAGUGCAGCAGCGUAAAUGCCAAACCGUAACCGUAUGCCAAACGAGGCUUGCAGUUUCAGUUGUUCAAAGUUGAUUGAUUGAAAAAUCGAGGGAUUGCCUUACAAGUUUCUUAUUGAAAGUGGUUGUAAAAGAAAAACCUAAACGGUCCGUUUUGGAGUAAAGUGAUAUGCAAAACGGGUGUUUGGUUUUCAUAGGAAAAACUAGAAACCAAGUCAACUAUUUGUGAAGAGUUCUUCCCAUCAACCUAGCCAAACAACGGAAUAGGCCAAACUCGUACCCAUGUUGGAUGGAUCAGUGGAGAAGUAAUUGAACGAUUGAGACAACCUUGACCAUCGACACAUGAAGCACAUUGAGGAGAGUUGGAUGACUUACGAAAACUGUUGAACCGACGCCUCUUGCGCGCCCAACCUCCUUGACGAACUCCUUUCGUCCAAUCGUUCAGGAUGGCGAACUACUUCCUGUGCCUUGUUAUCCAACGGUUGGUUCUACCGCUCAUUCUGGCAACAUGUUUGCUGAUGAGACCGGUAGGACUGGCCGUUCCAUAUUUAAUAUUCCUGCUGGUUUUGCCACACGUGCCUGUUGCCAACAAGAAGACCAUCCUGGGACCAACUGGACUCUUCAUGAGGUUGCUGAUCCUGGCGACAAUCCUCGUCCUUGCGGCGGUGGUAACGUUCCAAUUGGUGCUGAUCGGUUUCCCAAGUAGUUCGGUCGAGAGUUGCCAGCUGGGCGAGAUCGUGCUCCGGCACAUUGGGCUCGUGUCGUUUAACGGGCUCGGCGCGUGGAUGGUGGUGUACUGGUUGGCGCCGGAGGUGCUCCUGUUCGUCGGUGCCAUCAUCGUGCACAUCUUGCUGCGCAAACUGACCGGCGUGAUAGUGCCAAGGCGACGGGCAAAUGCAUCCACAGCGGACGAUACCGAACAGGGUACGGUCGCUUCUUCCGUGCUGGAGUCGACGUCCGUCGUGCCGGAGGAGGAACCACAGCGGAGUCUAAUCAGCCCGGAGCGGUUACCAUUCUUCACGAAGCUCGGCGUGCUACUGUCCAUGUGCAUGCUGUGUGUGACCGGCAUUCUGCAACCGUCGGCGCUGAGUGGCGUGUACUUUAUUGUCUUUCUUGGCGCCGCCUCGUGGUGGGCCUGUUAUAAGCAGUUAGACAGAGCGUUUGGAAUAGUUUUAAAGAUCACACUGGUGUUUCUAGUCAUACACAUCAUCCUGUUCCUGUCGUACCAGACGCCCUGGCCGCAGAAGAUGUUGCCGUUCAAUGAUACGGCCGCACGGGUGCUCGGCCUUAAACCCAUACUCAACUCCUCCUGCAACCCAUUGGAACUCAACGUGGCCGACAUCCGAGACGUGCACUUUAACUCGGAUUUUGAUACGGAUGUUUAUCUCAAUCCUAUCUUCCUGAUACUCUGCUACUACUGCAUCACGCUGACCUCGUCAUUGCUACUGCGGACAAGAACCGACGCCGAGAAGGAAAAGAAACGACAGGAUCUGUCGAGUCAGCUCGAAAAUGGCAUUAGACUGCAAAAUCAAAUUUCCUUCCGUAUGCAGCGCAAGAACAUCCUGCGCAAAACGCUCACCAGCGAUCGGUGGCGUGGUGCUGCACGGAAGGUGAAACUGAUGCGUCGGGGAACGCAUAGAAUACGAGACGCUUCUGCCACCGACGGCAAAGAAAAUGCUCAAACAGACCAGAUAGCAUUAGAAACAUUAGCAACACAUACCGCCAUUUCAGACGAGGAAGAACCAUCCAGCUUCUUCGAGCAAGCACUGUUGGCCAUUCGGAACGUGGCCACCUACAUCUAUAAGAAUAGCUACAUCUUUACGAACGUAAUUAUGAUGGUUUGGAGCAUCAUGUACCAUAGUUGGUUGACUUUCGUGCUGCUGAUCUGGGCCAACCUGAUCUGGAUCCUGCCGAAUCAUCGAAAGAACAUGCUGAAUUCCAGCCCGUUCCUUGUGAUAUAUGCCGAGCUGCUGCUGUUGGCGCAAUACCUGUACGGAAUGAACCUGACCGAGGCUGAACUGCCGACGAAGUUUGAGGGAUCGGGUAUCAACCUAGAGCAGUUGGGUUUCGUGCGACGCCUAGAGUAUCCGUGUGUGCCACUGCUCGUGAAGUCUUUGUUCACCACCAUGUUCUGGAUCUCACUGCGCCAGCUCAUUCAGGAAAAGCACACGGAACGACGUGAGUCGAUGAUUGCCAACAUGGCAGCGCCUUUGCAGCUACCGGUAGGGGCCGCCACAACAGCUGCCACCGGACCCUCGCCCUCGUCCGAUCGAUCUCAGGAAAAAAAGUCUUCCGCCAUUGUGACGCGCAUGGCGAAGUUUUUCAAGUCCUUCAUGAUCAAGUUUUGGAUCUGGGUGGUUGCUCUGACGCUGUUCCUGUCGGCAAUCAUCGGCAACCGGAUGACCGUGUUCCGGAUUGUGUAUAUGGUGCUCUUCCUGUGCUUCGUACUUACAUUCCAGUUUUCUUUCCGAGUGUGGCGUAGAAUAAUGUGGGUUUUCUGGGUGACGGUGAUCGUUUACUCGAUGAUUAUUUUGGUGCUGGUGUACUUGCAUCAGUUUGAACAGUUCCCCGGGUAUUGGGAAGCAAUAGGCAUAUCGAAAGAAUUACAAGAAGAUAUUGGACUGGAGAUAUUCAAGACGGGUCAACUUUUCUUGCACUUGGUCAACCCGACUUUGGUGGUCAUCAUCACCGUAAUCCAGCUGCACUAUUGUCAUACGAGGUUUUUGGUGAUCAGUGAAAUUCCUUCCGUCCAAGACCAGCCGGAAUCGGAACAAGAUGUUGUUUCGUCAACCGGCGCUGCUGGGUAUGGCACGUUUGACGACAAAGAGGCAAAAGACGAUGCAGUGUCAAUCUCCGAACCACCAUCGCGAGCUACUACGGUUCAAGAGCAGACACCAAAGCAUGUGCCGACUACCGCUGCGCCUUCAAAGGAUGCCCACGAUGACGACGAUGAUUGUGAGAGUGAAAAAAUUGAAGAUUUCCGCUUCCGCAAACUGUCCCGACAGGAGAUUACAGGCUACGCACGUAGCGCAUGGCGGCAAACGUUGCAGCUUGUGGAGCUUACGUGGUUGUUUUUCGAACUGCAUCUGCUGAAAAUAGUGCUAAUUGUAGCCUUCUCGCUGAGUGUGAACUCGGUCAACUUCCUGCAUCUGUUGUACGUCGUCCUGUCGGUGUUUACCGUGAAGGCCCACCUAACCGGAAAGCACAACUCCGUGAUGCACAAUCGGUUGAUAAGGAUCACUCGUGUCAUGUCGCUGUUUUCAGCGAUCAUGCUCAUCCUCACCAUGAUCUACCAGGUGAAGUACAUCAAGGAGGAGAAUUUCCAGAGCACUUGCCCGGAUAGCAUCGAUCCGGAUACGAACUCGAUGGACAUGAACAACGCCAAGUGGUUCGGAAUGAGAAAAGCGGGACAGGGGCAGACACUUUCGGAUUUACUGCGACCGUACCUGGUGUACAUUAUCAUCGUGACGGUCCAUGCGGUGACUAUCUUGCGGCAGACGAUCCACCGUAUCCGGCAAGGGAAGUCUCCAAAGACGCCUCCGUUUAUGUUCCCGCAAGUGGGACGCGCCGAUGCGGAUAAGAACAUUCGGAAUAUGAUCAUGUACCUGUUUAAUUACGGCUACUACAAGUUUGGCGUUGAAAUAUCGCUCGUCGCACUAAUCGUAGUCAUCGGUAAUCGGAUGGACGUGCUGUCCAUGUUCUACGCCGCCUGGCUGGCCGUUAUGUUUCACAUGACGCGGGCUGGAUUACUGCGCGUGUGGAAAUGGCUGACGUGGUUUAUCGUGAUCGGGAUUCCGAUACAGUACGUCCUGUUCGUUGGGCUCCCACCGUUUGCGUGUGUCCCGUACCCGUGGGUCAUCGCGCGUUUGGAUAAUUUCCGCAUCUGGGCGAUGCUACCCGACAACACGGCCCAGUUUCGAGCGGUCGCCAAUAAAAUGGUGUCCGACUUUGUGCUGCUUAUGUUUCUGUGCCGGCAGACGGUGGUGUUCCGGUUGGAGCACAGCCCGCCGAAUGGCUUUGGCGGAGGCAGCAAUGGGCCGGUGCUGGAAGAUUUCAACAAGCUCGACGAAGGCACCUUCCAGAAUCCGACGCCAGAUUUUAUCACGAAAAUACGCAACUGGUUGGAUGUGUUGAAGCGCUUCCUGUUCCUGGUGUUUUUCUGGCUAACGCUGGCCGUAGUGUUCCUGUCCGGCUCGAGCCGGGUGAACCUGUUCUCGAUCGGAUACUUGAUCGGGGCGUUUUUCUUCCUUUGGCAGGGAACCGAUUUCUACCUCCACUCCAUCGAGUAUAUUUUGAAGAGAUGGAACAUUCUCAUCUGCUACAAUGUGUUCGUUAUUGGGGCGAAAGCGUUCUUGCAGCUUUUCGGGUGUCUGUUUAUGGACCAGCUGAUGAACAACACCUGCUGGGUAAUGCAACUGUUCGGCAUCACCUGUCUCUCAGCAUCACUACCCACGCCACCGCCCGGCACGGGAGAACCGGGUGAUCUGCAGUGCAAACCUCCCGAUCCGUCCGACGUCGGGUUGUUCUGGGACGGUGUGUGUUUUGCCUUCCUGAUUCUGCAACGACGGCUUUUCUCAAGUCACUAUUUCUGCCAUAUUAUAAACGAAUCGAAGGCGAGCAAAUAUUUGGCUUCAAGAGGUGCCGAGUUGAUAGAGGAGCUGCGAAUCAAAGAAAGUACACUGGAGGCGGAACGGGAGCGACAGAUACUGGAGAAAAUCAAAGCCAAAAUGGACCGCAUUAAGGCGACUCAGCAAAAGAUUCUGGAGGCGGUUCAGGAUCCGGCUACACACGCCAUAGGAUACCAUACGCCGAUAGAAGACGAAAUAGCUGCCAACUCGAUGUUCAUCGAAGGCGAGGGACUCUCAGAAAUGCCCUCCGACAACGGUGGAUUGACGGUGGGUCGUGGAUCGUAUCAGACGCAGGUACCAUCGCCAAGUUCCGCCCUCAUGACCGUAUCGCUGGACGCAUACCUGGAUCCGCAGCGAAUGUCAUUUGAUUCGCCAAACGAUUUGAUGGCACGCGUUUGCAGUCCCGAUGACACGUUUCCCGUAUUUUCUCCACCACCCUUCGAGAAGGACCAACAACAACCCGUUUACCCGACCGUUCCGCCGGUGGCAACCACCGUAACCGCAAACACACUAAUGCCACCGGCUAAAACGAUGCCUCCGGCUCUUCAGACCCGUCAGCAUCGACGACAGUCAAGCUUGAAUGCGGUCUCGUGGCCGGCAAACCACGAGCUUACAAUAAGUCCGAAGACGCAGCAUCGUGUACUUCCUGCCGCCUAUAUGGCAAAUGAUGAUGCUGCCAGUCGAGAAAAUGAACAGCAGCAACAUUCACCGCGUUCACCUCGCUCGCCUCGCUCGACAACCUUUGCCCCAAAUCAACCCCGCCACCAACGUCUAUCGAGCAUGGGUUCCGGGUCGGGCAUGCCGGACGAACUGGCCGGCGGCGGUGGCGAGGCGAUUGGUGGAGGAGCGCGCCGCCGGUCCAGCUUUCUGGUGUCCCUCUUCGUGGAUGAUGAUACCCAGUACGAUGGGGUAACAACAACCGUGAACGGCGGCCCGACCCUGUCCCGACGAAGGUCACGCUCGCGCAGCUACUGGGGUCCGGUCGGGGAGGCUGGCCUGCGGGAUUCGAUCCGUUCUGCUCGGUCGCGUUCGCCCGUGUCCCAUCACGAGUAUACUGUCGACCAUAGGUCGAGUUUGAAGCGCAAAAUAUCGGAACACAGACCAACGGCGAUACGAUCCGGAGAUUACUACAUGUUUGAAGAGGUCGAGCAGGAGUUCGAACUGGAUAUGAUUGAACCGCGCGACUACGAAGAUGAGUUGGAAGAAUCGUUACCAAAGGCCCGGCGGCUUAGCCAUAGGCUUACACUCGGCAGGCUGGCAGCACAAUUGCGCAAGCAAAGGCACCGGGAAGUCUACGAGCUUGCGUACGGAAAGCGGAAUGAUAACGAGGACGAGGACACUCUCGGGGCGGAACUGGCGCCUAGCGCCCUUCCUACCGAUGACGGAUCGGAGCUACCGCUCAGGCGGCGGCUUUCGUCGCCGAUCCUUACGCGCCGUGAAGGAUCAUCGCAAGUCGGCGGUGAACGGGGUCACGACUCGUCCACGACUGGCACCGACGAAAGCGCACCGCAACGAUCCGCCAUUUCCGACCCACUGCCAGGUCAUGCUCAUUCAGGACCACGUUUACGAAAACCGACCACCGCGUUGGACGAACCGGACGACCAGCAGGCAGGUCCGAGUACCAAACAACAAGAGCAGGGCAGGGACUCGAUCUCGGACGAAGAAGUUCGUUUGCUGAGCGAUGAAGACGAUGAGGUGGAGGGCAAGAAAACGCCUCCCGAGGAGAAGAAAAGCAAAUUUUCGCUCGCCGGUCUGGCGCUGAUACCGGCGUUCUUGGCCGGCGCGAUCGGUUCACUCACGUUGCGAUUACACCGGGUUUCGCGCAACUAUCGUUACGUGAUGCGCGUACUGACCCGCGAGAAGCAGGUGCUGAAGGAAACACCCGGCUUUGGAGUUGGCAUCCGUGAUAACGAUGGUGUCUGGACGCAUUAUGUACCACGAUCGGGCAGUAAAACUGAUGCCAGCUCGACGGAUGCCAUCAAGCGCACGCUCGACGAAGUGAGUUCGGAGGAGGAUUUUACAUCCCGGAAGCAUUCCGUUCUCGUUGAGCUGCUGCAGGCAGCAUGGUACGCGAUCAUGUCCCAUACCGAUUUUAUCUGUUUCUUCGUCGUAUUUCUGAAUCAGGUAAAUUCGGCCAGUUUACUCUCUCUUCCGUUGCCACUGAUGGCGCUCCUGUGGGGUACGCUGACGUUCCCGAGACCCACGCAAACUUUCUGGACGAUGCUGAUCGCCUACACGCAGAUGGUGGUGUUGGUCAAAUGUAUCGGGCAGUUUGAAAUGUUCUGGUGGAAUCAAACACCAAUUCCCUCAAAUCAGCCGUUCCACGUGGCUCGUUUGUUCGGAAUUGAACGUAAGGACGGCUAUGCCACGUACGAUCUCAUCCUGUUGCUGAUGUUGUACUGCCAUCGCUUUAUCCUGAAGUCGCUUGGGUUGUGGAAGGCAGAUCCGACCGAGGAACCGGAGCUCACGGAGGGUGUAUAUCAGGUCGACCCGAACGACGAACAAGCAAAGACGUUGAUGGCGUUGGCUGAUGAGAAGGGAAAGAAACAAGAGACGCUAGAGAUCCGGCAACCGGGUGAAAUAACUGGACUAUCGAUGGUGAAAAUCAACGAAAAAGACGGUACAAUUGUGGAAGAACAAACGGACCGUACUGUGUCGUCCGAUGGAACACCAACUCAGCUUUGCGUCACGAUUCAAGCGGAAUCCAAGAAACGCUACUUUGUGCAGAUCGUGAAGGAAUCCUUCCUGCGGUACUCGUCGUCCCUGAAGGCCUUCUUCAUCCAGCUGCUUGAUCGGCAGUCUCGCAAAACGGCUGACGUGUAUGGGUACAUGUUUCUGUGUGAUUUCAUCAACUUUUUCGUCAUCUUGUUCGGUUUCUCAUCGUUCGGGACACAAGAAGGCGACGGAGGAGUACUAUCGUACUUUGAGGAGAAUCGCGUUCCAGUCACCUUUCUACUGAUGUUGAUCAUCCAAUUCUUCCUUAUCGUGGUCGAUAGAGCGCUGUACCUGCGCAAGAACAUCACCGGCAAGAUACUGUUCCAGUUUUUCCUUAUAAUCGGCCUGCACGUGUGGAUGUUCUUUGUGCUGCCGGCCACGACGGAGCGCAGCUUUAACGCGACCACCCCACCAAUCCUGUACUACAUGAUCAAGUGCUUCUAUCUGCUGUUUUCCGCGUACCAGAUCCGGUGCGGCUACCCGGCACGCAUUCUUGGCAAUUUCCUGACGAAGGGUUUUACUAUGGCAAACUUUUCUGGUUUCAAGCUGUUCAUGACCGUACCGUUUUUGUUCGAGUUGCGCACGCUGAUGGAUUGGAUCUGGACGGACACAUCGAUGACGCUGUUCGAUUGGUUGAAGAUGGAGGAUAUUUUCUCGAACGUGUACCAGCUGAAGUGCAUGCGGCAGCUGGAGGAAGACCUGCCGGCACCGCGCGGACAAAAGAAGGGUCUGCUGGUGAAGUAUUUGAUGGGUGGUGGUAUGAUGUUGGGCAUUAUCUUCCUGAUCUGGUUCCCGCUGGCACUGUUUGCGUUCAGCAAUGCGGUCGGUAAACCAAACAUACCGUACGAUGUGUCCGUAACGCUUCGCAUUGGUCCUUACGAACCAGUGUAUACGAUGAGUGCACAAAACAACAACAUUCACGGCCUAACGGAAAGCAACUGGAGCAACUUUACGGCACCGUACGCAACCGAACGGACGGCCCUCACAUUCCUAUCGAAUUAUGAACCGGCGGACGUUGCGGCAGUCAAGCUCGGGCUCAAUUCUACCUCCAUCUGGAACAUUUCCCCGCCUGACCGGGUGCGAUUGAUCCACGAUUUGGAGUCCGGCACGAACCUUACCUGUCGCUUCCGGUAUGUUAUCAGUCGGGUUUCGCAUUCGAAAGAAAACCCCGGUAUCGUGUCGGAAGAAGCGGAGUACGAGCUUGGUGACGAACCACGGAAAGCGUUGUUAGCAAUGCUAUCGAAUGAAACGGUCCCGAGUUUGUUGACGGCCAUACUGCCCCACCUGAUGCCAAAGUUUUUGCGCGUUCAAAAUAGUGGCUCAGUGAGACCGAUCCAUCAGUUGAUGAAAAAUGCAAAUACGGACUCGGAUUUGGAAAAUCUGCGAAACUUAAGGCUGCGCCGUUUUCAGAACGAAAACAGCAUCACCUGGUGGGAGGUCCAGGAAGAUUGCUCCGAUAGUCUGUACGAAAAGUACUUUAUCCGACUGCCGUAUGCCGACUGCGAUAACUAUCUGGUGAUGUACAUGUUCAACGAUAAGAUAUUCCCGAGCACCAUCAGUUCCAUUGCUGCUGGAGGCAUCAUCGGUAUCUAUUCGACGAUGAUUCUCGUGUUCUCGCGAAUGCUUCGCACGAGCAUUUUCUCAGGAGCGAGCUCGAAGAUCAUGUUCGAGGAUCUCCCGUACGUCGAUCGGGUGGUGCAGCUGUGUCUCGAUAUCUAUCUGGUGCGCGAAUCGUGUGAAUUUACGCUGGAGGAAGACCUGUUUGCCAAGCUGAUCUUCCUCUACCGAUCGCCGGAGACGAUGAUCAAGUGGACGCGCCCGAAGAACGAACCUGGCGGCGACGAUGAGACGGACACAAUGGCCGACGUUCACCCGAAACAGGAAUAAAUAGCCCGAGGAAAUUAUGCUUUCGCUAGGCAAUUUAUUGUCUCCUGGUUUUUUGGUAAACAUAACGCCACUAUCGCAAAACACAAAGAAUCGAUGGACACGACUGAGGAAGAACGGUUAUUUUGGUGUGUUAUAUUUUGUUGUUCUUUGUUAUGUUUGAGAUACAUUUAGAAGACAAACAAUUGAAGCAAUAACUACGGCGCACGCAUGAAGUAAUUGUUGAUGGACAAUCGAGUAUCUACCGGGAUGCGGUGAAAGGAUUUAGGUUGAAGCCUUGCAUCAACAUAUUUUGUAUUAUCUCGACUUAGCUUGUUAACGUUUCGAAAACUGAGCAAUAUUCAAUGUCGAUUGUUUGUAAAUAAUAAAUAAAAAACCUAUUCCAAACCGAACGUCCGAAAGCUCCCGUGAGCUUCGUAUCCGAAGAGUGGCCAACGAGUGUAACGACAAUUAGGAUUAAGUCAAUCGAAAGCUAGUCGAGGGCGACACCGAGUCGGCCGAUGGACUUAUGGAAGUCAUUCGUAUACACCUAUUUUUUUUAAAUUAUUCAAUAUCAUACUUGCUGCAUCAGUAACGUCGCUUCUUCCUUCGCUUCUUCCGGGUGUAUAGGAUUAUUACGGUUAUGCGAGCAUAUUGUGAGCCAUUUUUUGUGUGAGCCGAGCAAUUGUCGAUUAAAACGUUACGGGGACACCCUUUGUUACCAAUUAUCGAAUGCGUGAGUCGACGGCACGAGUGCGCACACAGGGAUGGAAAC